UGCCUCUCUAAUAAGAUAACUCUGAUUAGUGCGGCUGGUAGCAGAGGCCGAGCUGCGCACUACUAGCAAAGUAGUCAAGCGCGAAACGGCAAAAGGCUAGGAGAAGAAGCGCCGCCGGAGUCCAUGGAGACGGUCACGCUCCGGCGGUUCGAGCUCGCCGACGCCGACGCCAUGAUGGCGUGGGCGUCGGACCCCGAGGUGACGGCCUUCAUGACGUGGGAGCCGUACGAGUCCGUCGACUCCCUGCGCGCCUUCAUCCGCGACACCGUGCUCCCGCACCCGUGGUUCCGCGCCAUCUGCCUCGCCGGCGACGGCGACGGCGGCGCGGUGUCCGUGACGCCGACGGCCGACCGGUGCCGCGCCGAGGUCGCGGUGGCGGUGGCGCGCGCGCACUGGGGCAAGGGCGUGGCCACGGCGGCGCUGAGGCGCGCCCUCGCCGCGGCGUUCGCCGACCUCGACGGCGUCGAGCGCGUCGAGGCGCUCGUCGACGUCGGCAACGCGGCGUCGCGGCGCGCGCUCGAGAAGGCCGGGUUCCAGCAGGAGGCCGUGCUGCGCAGCUACUGCGUCGUCAAGGGCCAGCUCAGGGACAUGGUCAUCUACAGCUUCAUCUCCACUGAUCCUCUCGUCGAGUGAUCAAUGGCUAAUCAUGUUGCUGUGAGAUUUUUUUUUCUAUGUAUUGUGAAUGUAUGUAUGAUGAAAAUAAGAUUUUGCCAAGAAACCAAAUUCAGAUUACUGCUUGCAAACCA
Molecule: messenger RNA, 746 nt
Organism: Oryza sativa Japonica Group (Japanese rice)
Lineage: Eukaryota; Viridiplantae; Streptophyta; Magnoliopsida; Poales; Poaceae
Molecular function (GO): acyltransferase activity, transferring groups other than amino-acyl groups
Source: RefSeq, a predicted model, not a curated record